CUCAGUUCUUCGGCAACGACGAGUGGGAAGGGAACCAAAGGCAACUUCCCAUCAUGAACACUCUCCUUCUUGUGACGCUGGCGGCCGUAACAGCGCCAUCUCUUGGUCAUGAGAUCUUAUGGGGUUCGUGUCCCUCCGUCAAGCCAGUUGCAGACUUCGACAUGGAGCGGUUCUCAGGCCUCUGGUACGUCAUCGAGAAAUUUGACAACGACGAGAGAUGCGUCACGUGGAACAUCAGCAAGGGGUCGGACUCGAACACGUGGGUCCUCCUCGAGCGAAAGGCCACGGGGUUCCUCUCCACGGUCGGCCUCGACCAGGAUGACCUCCACACAGCCACCAUCACCCUCGAUCCAGGUCGUCCAGGGGUCAUGAGCAUCAGCUGGCGUCUCAACAUCGUGGGCAGCUACAGGAUGACCGUCCACUCCACGGACUACGACCACUUCGCGGGUGCCUUCGAGUGCCAGCAGGUGGCCUUCUUCCAACGUCAGCAGGCGACCGUCCUCUCCCGGAAACCCAACCUGCAGAUUGACCUCCGGCAGAUGGCCCGUCUGGACCGCAAGGACAUCCGGGUGGAGUACUACAGGCCGGUCUCCCACGGGGGAUGCGGUUACGAGGACACCGCCAUCUCAGCAGGGGCGGGAAGCGGCGACCCUGGGCCUCUGGGCGGUGGUCCUUCGCCUGCUAACUUCGGCGAUUUCAUACAGUAGUUUCAUACAGAUUUCAGUAGUUUCAUACAGAUUUCAUCAGUUGGGCGUCUUGCUCCGAAAGGUUAUAGCUAUAUUGGCGUUUUUUUUUUUUAAUUAC
Molecule: messenger RNA, 804 nt
Organism: Penaeus vannamei (Pacific white shrimp)
Lineage: Eukaryota; Metazoa; Arthropoda; Malacostraca; Decapoda; Penaeidae
Product: apolipoprotein D
Biological process (GO): lipid metabolic process; response to reactive oxygen species
Cellular component (GO): cytoplasm
Source: RefSeq, a predicted model, not a curated record